AUGAGAAAAUUUCAGAGCUUAUUCGAAUCCAGCAUUGUGAAGGUUAACGAAGUUAUUUCUAGCCUUGGAUCUACACUUAGAACGAAGAAGGUGAAACUCAAAGAGGUUCGUAUUGGCCUCCAAAAUGAAAAUGUUGAGCUAAACUACUCCAUUUCAUCGAAGAUAUCCAAGCUUCCAGAUGACUUGGCUAUUGAGAGUAAGAAUAUGGAUGCUCUCACAGCGAAGACUGAAAAGGUGUUCCGGAAUCAAGCUCAAUUCCGAAAAAAAAAGGGAGAAGGUGUGAAACAAUCCAAGAAGGAAAACCCUAAACCUACAGUUAAGCUUUCUGUUAAGCCUAAGAAAGAAAACAAACCAAACUAUAAUUUAGCUUCGGCUUCAAAAGGAAAGGAAAUGCUUAACAAAGAACCAAUAAUAGAUGACAGUGAAGAAGAAGAUCCCAACGAACAUGAACUCAAAAGAAGAAAAGAUCAUGAAGCUCAAAUAGAUGAGCACCAAAGAAUUGUUCGUGAGGCGGAAGAAAAAGAAAAGAUUGAACGCGAAGCUCAAGUCGUGCUGGAAAGCGGAAAACUUUUGUUUCCAGUAUGGACUUUGGAGCGAAUCUUGAAUGAAGUUGUGGAUAUGCAAAAGUACAUCUUGGACUUCGUAAGCAAGUACAAAGGGAACAACAAAAGCGACAAGGUUCUGCUAAGCGUAAUUCUGAAAGUCUAUGAAGUGCAUAAGCGAACUCAUCAGUGA
Messenger RNA from Lactuca saligna, 735 nucleotides. NCBI's taxonomy places the organism in Eukaryota, Viridiplantae, Streptophyta, Magnoliopsida, Asterales, Asteraceae. The record is from the annotation of a GenBank genome assembly.